This is a messenger RNA of Fusarium odoratissimum NRRL 54006, 2865 nucleotides long. RefSeq lists its product as uncharacterized. The record is from RefSeq and is a predicted model, not a curated record. The transcript has 4 exons. Lineage: Eukaryota; Fungi; Ascomycota; Sordariomycetes; Hypocreales; Nectriaceae. The coding region runs from base 200 to 1420 and encodes 406 amino acids.
AUAGGUACUAGGUCGGCAUGAGCCAAGCAAGGGAUGGAUCCAAUGUCAAUUGUGCAGUUAACAUCGUAAUCAACGAUGAUUUUUCUUCUCGGAUGAUAUCCCAUGCUCUUGCCCGCUAAAUUGCGCAGAGGUUGCACCAAUCUUACUAAUUCCACUCUCUAUGAUGCUUUGCUGUCCUCAUAACCACGCAUAAGGAAUCAUGGUCUCGCAUACGAACCGCCUCUACCUGCGUCGCCUCCUACGCUCACGCUUCCCCAAGAUAGUCUUCAUCCUCGUCGUCAUAAUCAACGUUCUCGAUGUCCUUCGAAUUCAUAGAAACCUCCUCGAUGCCGAUCGCACUCCAGCCCCGAAGCUCUCGCAGCCUCCCGGGCGCAUCUAUAUCGCAAGCAUGCACUUCAACAACGAGCGCGUAAUUAGAGACCACUGGGGUCCUGCGGUGAUAGAACUUUCAAAGCUUUUCGGGCGAGAGAAUGUCUUUGUUAGCGUGUAUGAGAGCGGGAGCUGGGACAAGACUAAAAGGGAGCUGCACCACAUGGAUCAGGAGCUCGAGAGACUGGGAGUUCCCCAUCGUGUGGAGUUGUCGGAUGUCACGCAUAAAGAUGAGAUUGAGAAUCCGAAUAAGGGAGAAGGCUGGAUCGACACACCUAGGGGGAAGCGUGAGUUGAGAAGGAUACCGUUUCUCGCAAAGCUGAGAAACAGGACGUUACAGGACUUGAUAGACCUAUCCAAGAAAGGAGAGCAUUUCGAUAAGGUUCUCUUUCUCAACGAUGUCGUCUUCACGACAGACGAUGUGCUCAAGCUCCUUGGCACGAAUGGCGGCGACUACGCUGCAGCUUGCUCGCUUGAUUUCUCGAAACCGCCGCAGUACUAUGAUACAUUUGCACUGAGGGAUACAAAUGGACAGGCGCAUGCGAUGCCUACCUGGCCGUAUUUCAAAGGCAGUGUUUCGAGGAAUGCUCUUGUUAAUCACUUAGAUGCUGUGCCUGUUGCGAGCUGCUGGAAUGGAAUUGUUGCCAUGCCCGUAGAGCCUUUUACUUCAUCGUCGAAGCUGCGCUUCCGAGGUAUUCCAGACUCUUUAGCUGAACACCACCUCGAAGGCUGCGAAUGCUGCCUUAUCCACGCCGACAAUCCCCUCUCCAAAACUAGAGGUGUAUACCUCAAUCCUCAUGUCCGCGUAGGCUAUAACCUACGCGCUUACCAAGCCGUGCAUCCCGAACAAGGCGCAUGGGUGUCGACAUGGCAGAUCUUCUCCGGUCUCUGGACCAACCGCAUAAUGCGAUGGGUAUCAUCACCGUUUGACGCAUGGGUGGUUAGGAGACGUGUUGCGGAGUGGGAGAAAUUAGGGGGGAGAGAAUCUGGCGAGUUUUGCCUGAUUAACGAGAUGCAGGUUCUUGUUGAAAGAGGUUGGGCACAUGUUUAGAUAUUUGGUAGCGAGAAGGAAAGGAAUUGGUGUUCUAGGGCAUGCAGAAAGAUACUCUGAUCUUAAAGAAACGCCCAAUGAUAUUAUGCAACAUGGUUCCGGCAUACUAUCUUCCGUAUCUGAAUGCCAGAUCAAAUAGCCAGCGACUUUUCUCCUAACAUCUACAUCUGGGAUCAACCCUCUCCUCUCUCAAGUCGUUUCCUUCCCAUUGUCUCUUUUGCUGAGAUCAACUCGACCAGGCACGUCUUUCAAUCACGUUACCAAUCGGACUGGGGAGAACCUAGAACUCGAUGUCCUGGGCUUAUUUGCGGUCGAGCAGGUAGGUGGAUCAAAGUUGGUCGACCAACUGGAGACAAUAGUACCGAUCGCACAGCGGUAGACCUUGCCUCUUCCUUCUAGUCUUCGUCUUCCUCAUCUUCACCCUCACACCUGUCUUCGGUGGUCUCGACUAUAGAUACAACACCAAAUGCAAGAGAUAAAGCGUUUAAGGAACUCUCAGAGUCUGAAGAGAAGUCCUCUAUAGGAGAGGGACUAGCAAGUGACGCGUGAGGCUACAAAGCUUCACAAAAACCGCCAGCUACAAUCGGAAGGACUCUGCGAGGGUUUUUGAAACCCUGGCCAUUAAGGCCACAGCUCUUAUUCUCCCAUGUAAUUUUUCAUCUGAAUUAUCAUUGGGCUCAGAAGAAGAUGGCAGAAGGAACCCGGGCAGCUUAGCUAUGGAGGUCACAGCUUUCAUCCCCAUGCCUGAUUCGUCGUCUGGUUCCUCAUCGGACUCAGAAGAUGACGAUAGGAAGGGCCAGCGAACCAUAUCUACAGUAAGGGGAGUAGCCUCAUCUGGGCUUAGGUAAACUGGGGUGCUUAACAUAGGACUACUAGAGAGGAUAGGAGCGUUGUCGUCAAAAUGACUUAUGGGCGGGAUGGAAUACCCGUUCUCAACCUAUCCAAAACUCGAGAAGUCGAAACUCCUUGCUGUUGGGGGGGGGGGGGGGGCCAAGAGGCUGGCCAUGAGACUCCCGGAUCAUACCCUGAUCACGCAUUCUAGCCAAGUGGUAGCGGUUUGUACGAAGUGGUAUCCGUGCAACCAGAACUUCACUAGGAAGGUUUUCCAUCGAGUAAGCCCAUCUUUCCCAGGUUGAUCUGCUUUCAGGGAUGCUCCAGUCAACCAACAAAUAAGUCUCGUUAUACACUGACGUGGCCAAAUGAGAUACGAUAUGACUUUUUCCCACCCUCCUCGUGCUCGGGGGCAUUGAUCUUGCUGUCGACCAGCGACGGAGGAAUUUCGAGUCCGUUCAUGGAAAGGCAUUUUGUUGGAGUGGUUUGGCCAGGUUGUAGAAGAGAAAGGUCUUUGGCAAAAGAGAUUGAAUGUUGACGGCGUUCUUAUUGUACCUAGUAUUUUACCGGAAAAGAGAAAGUGUUCCAUUUAUUCAAUAGAAUAGAGGCAGGAG